Galdieria sulphuraria is the source of this 1061-nucleotide messenger RNA. RefSeq lists its product as uncharacterized. Bases 31 to 957 code for a protein of 308 amino acids. The transcript has 2 exons. The record is from RefSeq and is a predicted model, not a curated record. Lineage: Eukaryota; Rhodophyta; Bangiophyceae; Galdieriales; Galdieriaceae.
CCACAAUUCUCAACAAUCCGUUUCGUCGCGAUGAUCACGCCACAACGAAUGUCCAAGUUGUCGCAGUCUUGUAACGCUCUGGAAACUAGUCUCUUAUUUGGUGACUUUGAAGGAGCCAUUCAGUUGGCGAGAAAUCUUAAAACGUCGACUACCAGUCGUCAAGAGUAUGCUAUUUGUUUGUGUGCAGAAAUACAAGCGCUAUUUGAGUUGGGAAGAGAAAUAGAAGCACGAGAUAUUGCUAUUCGUUGUGUAGUAGAAGAUGGCGUUGCUUUUGAAAACUUUUCAUUAUUGAACACUUGUGUGAGUCUCUUUCUAGUUGUAUCGGAUGACAACGGCUUGGAUUGGGCAGAAACAACUUUCCAACGCUGGUUUCGGUUGGAAAGAAAAAGUUACCUUUCUAAUGGAGAAAGGGGAAGGUUUUCAGUAAAACAAAAGAAGCAUUUGUGGGAAGUUUUAUUGUUUCAUAUUCUUCCACAGCGAGGUUUGGAAGGUAUUCAAAAAGGACUUGAUAAAGUACACAAUGAACUACCGGAGUGGGGGUUUGAUGAAGAGUGGCUUAGUUGUAUGGAACGAGAAUUAAUCAAUAGGAAGGAAGCUUUGAACAAUGAUAGUGGACCCGCUUGUAUGGAGAAAACGGAAGAAUCUUUGGACUAUAUACCACAAGAACACUCCAGGUCGACUGUGGUGAGGAUAGGACAAGAUGAGUCUAUGGAUAGUGUAACAGAGAUGAACGAUUCUGUGUGGUCAAAGACGUGGACGAUAGUUCAACAAGUAGACAGUCCUCUGUUUCGCAUUUCUAUUGUUACAACAUUUUGUUUGCUCUUCUAUUUAUGCAAACAAAAGUUUCGAGUCAAGCGACAUACAAGUGGAACGGUUCAUCAUCGUUCUUGGUCGCAAGGUUGGAUGGAUAUAUUUCGAAUGGCAUUUGGUUUAAGUUAUGGACGUCCUGGUAUAUAACUGAUGUGUAUUGAUAUUUUAUUUUGAAACCAUAGAAAUGUUGCAAGUUGUGUAAAUAUUUUUUGCAAUAGGAAAAUAGUAUUGAUAAAAAGCUUCCAUUUCAU